This is a messenger RNA of Suncus etruscus (white-toothed pygmy shrew), 2256 nucleotides long. It is a transcript of the gene DEF6, whose product is annotated as DEF6 guanine nucleotide exchange factor. The coding region runs from base 16 to 1920 and encodes 634 amino acids. Gene Ontology annotation, cellular component: nucleus; cytoplasm. NCBI's taxonomy places the organism in Eukaryota, Metazoa, Chordata, Mammalia, Eulipotyphla, Soricidae. The record is from RefSeq and is a predicted model, not a curated record. The transcript is spliced from 11 exons.
GGCGGGUGCUCAGCCAUGGCCCUGCGCAAGGAGCUGCUCAAGUCCAUCUGGUACGCCUUCACCGCGCUGGACGUGGAGAAGAGCGGGAAGGUCUCCAAGUCGCAGCUCAAGGUGCUGUCUCACAACCUGUACACGGUGCUGCACAUACCCCAUGACCCGGUGGCCCUCGAGGAGCACUUCCGUGAUGACGAUGACGGCCCUGUGUCCAGCCAGGGCUACAUGCCCUACCUCAACAAGUACAUCCUGGACAAGGUGGAAGAGGGGGCGUUCGUUAAGGAGCACUUCGAUGAACUGUGCUGGACGCUGACGGCCAAGAAGAACUACCGGGUGGACAGCAAUGGGACUAACUCCCUGUCCAACCAGGACGCCUUUCGCCUCUGGUGCCUCUUCAACUUCCUGUCGGAGGACAAGUACCCACUGAUCAUGGUUCCCGAUGAGGUGGAAUAUCUGCUGAAGAAGGUGCUGAGCAGCAUGAGUCUAGAAGUGGGGUUUGGCGAGCUGGAGGAGCUGCUGGCCCAGGAGGCUCAGGGGGCCCAGACCAGCGGGGGCCUGAGCGUCUGGAAGUUCUUGGAUCUCUUCAACUCGGGGCGCUGCCUUCGGGGUGUGGGGCGGGACACGCUCAGCAUGGCCAUCCACGAGGUCUACCUGGAGCUCAUCCAAGAUGUGCUGAAGCAGGGCUACCUGUGGAAACGAGGACACCUGAGAAGAAACUGGACUGAGCGCUGGUUCCAGCUGCAACCCAACUCCCUCUGCUAUUUUGGGAGUGAAGAAUGCAAAGAGAAAAGGGGAACGAUCCCACUAGAUGCGCAAUGCUGUGUGGAGGUGCUGCCCGACCGGGAGGGAAAGCGCUGCAUGUUCUGCGUGAAGACAGUCACCCGCACUUACGAGAUGAGCGCCUCGGACACUCGCCAGCGCCAGGAGUGGACAGCUGCCAUCCAGACUGCGAUCCGGCUGCAGGCCGAGGGCAAGUCGUCCCUCCACAAGGACCUGAAGCAAAAGAGGCGAGAACAGAGGGAGCAGAGGGAGAAGCGCCGCCUGGCCAAGGAGGAGGAGCUGGUGCGGCUGCAGCAGCUGCAGGAGGAGAAGGAGCGGAAGCUGCAGGAGUUGGAGCUGCUGCAGGAGGCGCAGCGGCAGGCCGAGCGGCUGCUGCAGGAGGAGGAGGAGCGGCGCCGCAGCCAGCACCGGGAGUUGCAGCAGGCCCUGGAGGGGCAACUGCGAGAGGCCGAGCAGGCCCGGGCCACCAUGCAGGCGGAGAUGGAGCUGAAGAAGGAGGAGGCGGCCAGGCAGCGGCAGCGCAUCCAGGAGCUGGAGGAUAUGCAGCAGCGGUUGCAAGAAGCCCUGCACCUGGAGGUGAAGGCCCGGCGCGACGAGGAGGCCGUGCGCCUAGCCCAGGCCAGGCUGCUGGAGGAGGAGGAGGAGAAGCUGAAGCAGCUGCUGCUGCUGAAGGAAGAGCAGGAGCGCUACAUCGAGCGAGCGCAGCAGGAGAAGCAGGAGCUGCAGCAGGAGAUGGCACUGCAGACCCGCUCCUUGCAGCAGGCCCAGCAGCAGCUGGAGGAGGUGCGGCAGAACCGGCAGCGGGCCGACGAGGACGUGGAGGCUGCCCAGAGAAAGCUGCACCAGGCCAGCACCAACGUGAAACACUGGAAUGUCCAGAUGAACCGGCUCAUGCACCCGAUUGAGCCUGGAGACAAACGCCCCGCCACCAGCAAGUCCUUCACAGGCUUCCAGGCCCCUUUCCUGGCCCGCCGGGACUCCUCCCUCAAGCGCCUGACCCGCUGGAGCUCCCAGGGGGACAGGACCCCCUCCCCAAGCAGCUCGGAGCUGCAGAAGCCCCUCAACGGUGCCAAUGAAGCUCCCCCACCAGCGACUCCACCUCAGGAAAAUAAGCUGGAUUCACCUGCAGAAAACGAGCCCGUGUAAGCCUUGUCACUCGCUCCUUGGCUUCCUGCACACCUGGCGGUCACAGCAGGCCUGGGGGUGACAGCAGCCCCUAUGGAAGAAGGAGCUGAGGGCCUGGGGCCCCUCCAAAAGGAAGAAGUCACAACUAAACCUGGUGUGGCUCUUGCAGCAGCAUCAAGCCCCUCGCAUUGAGGCUGCCAUGGACCUGAUCCUUGGGACUUGACCUUGUGCCUUCUCCCUGAGGACCCUGGCAUCAGUGCUGGGAUGGAAAGUAAACAAGCAGGCACCGGGCCCACUGCCUCCAGGUUGCCAUUGGGUGGUGGAGAUCUAUUUUCAAAUAAAAACUGUUCCCGGAAU